CGCACCGCCGCCGGCCGCGCGCGCGCAUGCGCGCUGGGGUGAGCCCGGUGCGGAUGCGGCGACCGGGCGAGGCGCAGCGCCGCGGUCCCCGGCAGGUGCCGGAGAACGAGCCUGGGGCGGGAGACAUGGAGUCCGACGGAGACCUCCCGGCGGAUCGGCCCUCGGCCCCUCAGAGAGGGAUGGAGGAGCCUGAGAAGGAGGCAGAUGGUGAGGGAGGGAAUACUGCCUGGCAGCAGAGCCUGAAUCCCGAGCUGCAGCAGGGGUACCGCAUCCUGCGCGAGUUCCUGCUGGAGAAGUACCGGCCUCUGACGGCGCCGUUCCUGAAGCCCCUCGCGGAUCAGGCAUUUUUCGGGGAAGAAGGCUCUGGCUCCCUCUUGGGCCGUAAGAGCAGCCAGUCCUUGCAGCAGAUGCCCGCUGGAAUAUGGCUAUUGAAAAUGGAAGAGAAAUUUUCCAGUGGUCAGUACACAGGGAUAGCAGAUUUCGUGUGUGACUUCCGGCUCAUGCUCGAGACUUGCUAUCGGCUGCACGGUGUGGAUCACUGGCUCUCCAAACAGGCCCAGAAGCUGGAGAUGAUGCUGGAACAGAAGUUGGCGCUGCUAUCCCGACAUUUAAGAGAGAAAACAGCAUUAGCUGUAACAUCUAGAGGAUGCUAUGGGCAGGAGGAUGAAAAAACAACAGCAUGCAUUUCGACAAGACGUCGUUCCACGCCUCGCAGUUUAGUAGGUUUGUCAACAGGCGUGUUUGAGUCUGUGAUGGUUCAGGUUCUAAGACAAGAGGAGCAACUGAGAGCAAAAGAGGAAAAGAGACAGAGAGAUCAAGAAAGAAAAGAAGCAGAAGAAGCUAGUCAGAAAGAAAUAGAAGAGUGGGAAAAAUCACUUUUAGCUCAAGCAGCACCUACAAGGAUGGAGACAAUGUGGGAGAUUCCAGCUAUUGGUCAUUUUCUUUGCUUGGCCCAACAGAUUUUAAAUUUACCUGAAAUAGUAUUCUAUGAAUUGGAACGUUGUCUUCUGAUGCCUCAGUGUAAUGUUUUUUUAUCUAAAAUAAUGACUUCUUUGUUAAGUCCUCCUCAUCGCAGACCUACAUUACAUCGCAGGCCUACAUUUUCCUACAGGACUUGGGAAGCAGCACUCAGAAAGAAAGUGCAACACUGGUAUACUGUUGUGGGGCAGACUGACAAUCCUAAUGCUGCUGCAGAAAAACUUGGAUUGUGUCCCCAGUUUUUCAAAGUUCUCGGAGAAGUUAAUCCCUUGGAGGAAAAACCAUUUCAUGAGCUACCGUUCUAUCAAAAAGUAUGGCUGCUAAAAGGUCUCUGUGACUUCGUAUAUGAAACACAAAAGGAUGUUCAGGAUGCGGUGCUAGGUCAGCCUAUCCAUGAAUGCAGAGAAGUCAUUCUUGGUUAUGACUUAUUGGAAAAUGCGUACGUUCACUUUCCACAGUUCUGUGGUGCAGAUGUUCGAAUUUACAAACAAAAACCUUUUCAGGCUCCUGAAUUCCCAUCUCUUCCCAUCAAAGUUAAAAAAGUGCCACGUAUUAAAUUGGAAAGAGUAAAACAUGAAUAUGUAAGCAAAAGCAAUGGAGAGGUCAGUUCUGCUGGGAGAGAGCUGCUCUGUCAUUCCAAGACAGAAGGAGAGAAAAGUAUGGACGUUGUUAUCUGUCCAGAAAAAAAAACACGUUUAGGUGGCUUUAGAGUCACUACAGAGGAAAUAAAGGUUGACUGUGAAAUAAAAGCCUCAAGUGUUUGUGACAUCAAAAAAACUGGUUGUUAUAAAGAGAACUUCAGGAAUUUGAUUACUUCAGGAGAGAUUGUGGAUAUGGGUGGUCACCCUAGCUCGGAAGAAAUAACAGAUGUGGAGAAUGGACAAGGUUGCACUGAAAUGUCUGGAGUAAGACCUGAGCUGAAUCCAUUCAAGGGGAACACACUGAAAGCUUGCCAAAUGCAUGUCAACGGCACUUAUGAAAACCAAGGCAGAAAUUACCAUGAAUCUGCUGAAGAAAUGGUGCUAGAGACCUUACUGCAAAAUAAGAAGAAACUAAAUAAGAUGCUAGCAAAAAAGAAGAAAAAGAAAAAAAAGAAGUUGAAGGAUAUUCUAAAUGAAAAUCUACAGAGAAAACUUGAUGACUUGCAAAGAAAGCGUGAGAUUCAUUUUCAUCCAUUCAAAUCUUAUAAGUCUGAGAUCCAGAACAAGUUGUUUUUAAUUAAAAAGAAAGCAAAGCAUAAGAAGCACAAGUCUGGAAAAAAAUCGUUAUCUAGAAAAGCAAUCACAAAGAAGAGGAAAGGUAUCAGAAAGUCUACCAUACCAGAAUUUCAGCUUAUUUGCACUAAUCUUGAUGAACUCAGGGAAUUAAUCACAAAGAUUGAGAACGAACUCAAAGAUCUGGACGACAUUAAAAAGAAAUCGGGAAGAUGGUUCCACCGGAAGCAAGCAGUAAAGGAAUUGCAUGGUACGUUGUUACGACUGCUUAAUGAACUGUUACCAUGGGAACCAAAGCUAAUUAAAGCAUUUCAAAGAAACAGGUCUAGAUUGAAGAAGGACUAUGAUGACUUUAAAAGACAUCCAGACCAUGAUAAAUUUACCAGAGAAUUGUGGAGUAAUGAUGAAAGUGAAGUUGAUUCUGGCAAAGAAUCUUUUGCAGUAGUAUGCGGUAAAUCAUCAGAGUCUGCAGAACAUAUAGAAGUUCCCAAAAAAGAUCACUCAGACAAUGAUGAAAUGAAACUAUUAGACAUGAAUUUACCUGCAGGAAAAAACAGAAUUCUGAAAAAAGAAUCAGCUUCUAAAGAGAUACUGAAGACACUGCCUAAAUGCAUUAAACGACAGCUCAAGCAAAAUAGUUGUCUGGAUCAAAGCACUACUGAGAUUUCACCAAGGAAGAAAACUAAACUGAACACUAAUGAAGCUGUGGUCCAGAGUUCAGAAAGUAGCCUGCAGUUGGAUAGUUGCUUGACUGAGCUGAAACAAUUUGAAGGGUCAACUCUAGAGCUGCUUUCCUUGACAGAUCCUGCAACAUCAGUGUCAAACUUUCUGAAAGGGACCAAACCCAUACAAGCCUUGCUUGCCAAGAAUACUGGGAACAAAGUGACCUUAACAAAUCAAUUGUUGCCUCCUGCAAGCAUGAACGUAUCUACUUCUGAAAAGUCAGUUUUACCAGCUUUGGAAUCAUCACUGAUCAAACCAGCAUUGCCCUGCCAGGCCAUUUCAAAGACUCCUUUACAAAUGGUAUACAAAAUGCCAAAUGGCCACUGUGUACCAAUAGACGUUCCGAACAACUCAGUGAAAAUUCAAAUGCAAGCUAUGAUUGACCCUAAAAAUGGAGAAAAAGUCAUGCAACAAGUUCUUAUUUUACCUAAGAAUUUUCUUCUUCAGCAGAAGGAAGAAAAAAUUGUGUCCAAGGAUGUUCAGUCGCUACAACAAAAGUCAUUUGAGGUGCACUGUACAUCUUUACCAAAAAUGCCAAACGUCAGUGUUUCUUUAACACCUGUUCUGGUAACAAGCCCUGCAAAUGCCACUCAGUCACCCACUACAGUUUUUAGCAAGAAUACUACCCACUCAUCACAAGUGACUGGUCCCAUGAGCACUACACAACCAUUGUCUAGUGUAACUUCAGCAGAUAACUUAUCAAUAAUUAAGGUAAGCCAAAGUGACAGUGGCAAAUUCAAGACUACAGUUUCGGCUGCUACAUUGCCUGUGUCUUUGGCUUCACCUACUCUUUCCACAGCUAGCCAAUCCUUGACACCAGCAGCCGCAUUAAGUGCAUCUACAAACACUGAUUCUGCCUCUCACAGUCUGGCAUCACAGCAGCAAACUGACUCCCUUGAAACUAAGCAAGAGCUAAAGACAGUGUGUGUAAGAGAAUCACAAUCUAUCCUGGUCACAACACGAGGUGGAAACACUGGAAUUGUUAAAGUGCAAACAAACCCAGACCAGAUUUCACCUAGUAGUUUAUGUCCUAGUUCAGUUUUCACUUACGCGUCUCAACUUCAGGCCUUUCUUGUGCCAAAAACCACAGCAGUAUCAUGCUCUAGUCUUCCAUUUGUAGCAACAGCCACAUCUGGUCUCCCACAUAUUGGACAAUCAUCUCCUUCUGGAUUUGCUCCCUCAACAACUUCUUUUGUUAACAUUCCAGCUUCCCCUGCUGAUUUUACCCAGGCCAUGGAGAAAAAUACCAAAUUCACACUACAGCAGCCAGCUGUUUGGGACUCUUUGUGUCGAGUAAGAGAGGACUCCCACCACGUGUCUUCUUCUUUAUCCUCCAUUCCAUUAGCUAGCAAUUUGGUGUCAGCAGCUCCAAACAGCCUUGCUAGUGUGACUAGCACUGGACAAAGUAAUAUUGUCAAAACUCCAAAUUCUUCUGUGCAGCAUCAAGGGGACACUAAAGUGAAAACAAAAUCUGUUACACAAUCUGAGUCAAAUUCUGCAACAAAUGGAGAGUUAAUCAGUGGUACUGCAGUCCAGAAGUUUACAUUAAUCACAAAUCCACCAAUUUUAUCUCCGUCUGGGGCAUCAGGGGUCAAUAUUAAACCCUGUCCAGCAUCCACUGCUGUUAAUGCUCAGAAGCUGGUUUUCAUUAACGCACAAAUUGCCAAUGGCCCAUCAACCACCAAUCUAGUUGCAGAGUCGUUGAAACAGAAACUUCCUUCUUCCCUGACCAAAACCUUUAUUAAUGCCACAGAGCACCCACAGUUGGUUUUGAUCCCAUCUACAGUAGGAGCACCAAUAAGAAUAAACUCAUCACCAGCUAUUGCUCAAGUAAAAGAUGUGAAAAUUGGACUAAAUAUAGGUCAGACCAUUGUAAAUACUAAAGGCAGUGCACAGGAGGCUGUACCAGUUAAUAUAUUGCACUCUGGCAUUUCUAAAGGGGAAGACAAGAAGAGGACAGCCUCGGCCCUAUCCUUGACAAGUAGUACUAUGGUUCCUGUUCCAAGUUUUGCUGUGUCAGCUAAUGAAUCUGUAUGUGUUGCAACAAAAGCUGAAAAUGCCUUUACAAUGACAACAGCAAAUGCACAAGUAGAAUCUGUUUCAGUUACGUCAAGUGGAACUUCCUCUGGGGCACAGUCUACUGUCUUGAUUGGUGGCAAUGAUCCCUCAAGAAUAAGGCCAGUUCUGGAUAAUCGACUUUGCACAUCAAAUAUUGGAAAUACUGUGGGUAUAUCAACUGUGAAGACAGGACAUCUUGCUUCGUCUGUGCUGAUUUCAACACAACCAACAGUAUCUCCGCAAAACUUAGCACCUGCUCUGCAAUUUCCAGUCAUUAGUUUGCCUGGACCUGCAGCCACCCGCCACAAGGUGUUACAUACAGUUCCUCAGUUGGCAGCAGUUCCAGCUCCUCUUCCAGUACCAAAAAGACAGUUGCCCACACUGGUUCAGUUUCAGUCAUCAGGAAUUUCAGCUCCUGUGUCAAGUCAUGCAGGUAUUCACAAACCUCAGAGUGUGUUGCCCCCUCCAUCACCAAAUACAGGUGAAGUAAUUGGUUUUCCCAGUCUUUCCACCCUACAAUGCCAGCAGAUACCUCCCAGUACAGAGAAACAAAGUCAUGAUUAUGCUGGUGCUUCUGCUGCUCAGAUGUCUGAAGCUUCGCCCCCUGUAAUAAGCAAAACAGGAGGAAUUCCAUUGAAUGAACCUUCCACUCAACAGAAAAUAGUCAUUAACACUUGUAUGCCUUUGGCACCUGGAACUCAGAUAAUGAUUAAUGGUACUCGCUUUGUUGUUCCACUACAAGGCCUUGGAGCUGGCAGCCAUGUUCUUCUUCUCUCCUGUAAUACAAAACAGACUCCUUUAACAAUUAACCAUGGUCAAGAGCCUCAAGGUGUACCAGCUGUUAAUCCAAUAACCUCAAAAAUCAUCCUAGCACCAAGUCAUUCAUUAAGUUGGCAAAUCCCAAAACAUCCUUUGAAAAGCUCUACAAAAAUUGUGAACUCUUUUGGAGCUGCAGAUGCUUUACCCAUCGUACAUGCUACACCCCAGAUAUUUGGUACUCCAGCUAGCUCAUGUACUCCACUGUCUGCAGUAACUCUGUCUGUAUCUUCAGUGACAAAGUCUCCCAUUAAUGUAGCUGCAUCUGCUGUUUCUGCUCUUCAUCCUCCGAACUCUCAUUUACCAAGCAACACAUCAGUGUUUCAGCUAGAUGGUUCUAUCAAAAAACUGUUGGUCAGUCCAGAGGGAGCCAUACUGAAUGCUCUAAAUACUUCAGCACCAAAAGUUCCUUCCCUGUGUUCAUCACUGCUUCCUGUUGUUAGUUCCACAAGCAGAAAUGCUACUGCGGUCUUCCCUGCGUCUCAGUCAUCUUGCCUUGAUAAACCUGACAAAGCUGCACCCUGAAUUUACUGCAAAUGAGCCACUUUGAAAUUCUGGGGCAUUCUUCAGACUUUGGAAGUUGUUAACUAUUGAAAAAUUUCUUAUAAUGUUUUAAACAAUUGGUUUACUCAAUAUUAACAAGGUUGCAGUUCUUACCUGUUUACCUGUGGGGAUGUGGAGAAAGAAAAAUUUUAGUUUGUCAGAAGUUUUCAGAAAGUUCUCUAGUAAAAGGCUCAGAGAUGACCAAUUAAUUCAUUUAACAGUUUGGAGAAAUCUCACAAUUUGCACAUGUUCCAUCUUACACUAUGGACUGUUUGCCAGUGUGUUUAUGACAGUAUAUAUCUCCUUUUUAUUUGUUAAAUUUAUUUUUGACUUGUUUCUUUAAAAAAAAAUUAUGCAUUGUAAAAAUGCAAUCCACAGUAUAGAAUUGUACAUAUUCCUGAACUCCUGUACUAAAUAAUAUGUACAAAAAACUAUGCUGUCUUAUUUAUGUUUUGUUUACAUAAUGUAUAGUUUUUUAAGUAUUUUAGUAACUUUGGACCAGUGUACUGUUUAGCAACAAUGCAGAAGAAUCUGCAUGUAAUAAAUCAAGUUGCUAUACUGCUUUGUGUUGGCAGUAGUUAAAAAUAUGUGUAUCUGUUACACCAUGGGAGAAUACAUACAUACAUACAUAUAUCUCUUUUUUUUGGUGUAUGGUAGAAUGAAAUUAUUUAAUCUCUUCUGUUCUUCUCUGAUUUUACAUUUCACAUGAUUUGACAGGAUUUGGAAGGAUGGCCUCCUUAUUGUUCCUCAUGAUAUAGGGCAGGAUAACCCGUACUUCAUCCAUUCUUAAUGGUUUGGUUAUGUUGCCUAAAUAACUGGAGUGAAAUGGUAAGGCUACAAAUGGCUUCCUAUACACCAGUCUAAGUCACACUGAUUGCUCUUAAGGACUGCCGUGCUUUGUCUUAAAGCUCAAAGAUCUGUUGAACAAUUCAUUGUUCUCUGUUUUACAGCCUUGUGUGUAUUUCCACAUUAUCUGGUAACUGUAACAAGGUCACUCACUAAUCUUCCAUCUAGCCAUAACAACUACCUUUUUUUUCCACUGGUCAUGCUUUCUAGCUCUGCAUGUUUUCUUUAGCUUAUAAGUGGUCUGUCUGGAAGGGCAGUGCUAAAACAUCAUACAAGAUUAAAAGAAGCUUUAUUAGUGCUUUGAAUGGGGAUAAUUUACAUAUUGCAUAAACCUUCCCUUUUUAUACAGAGUAUUCAGUAUUUAUUGGCUUAGUUUCAGCAUUUGAUCUGAUAAAACCUUUGGGUUAUUUUCUGCAGAUCUGCUGAGUUCACAGCUGCCUGCUCAUGGAGAUAAGUUUUUUAUAUCUUUUGUGAUUUUACAUAUAGAGAAAGGGUGCCCAUCUUAUCUUAUGGAAGAUGGUGAUUUUAGAAUUGUUGUCUUCGUAUGUGUUGGAUUUUUUGUGGAGUUUGUUGGUUUGGGUUUUUUUAGAAACUAGAAGGGAGGAUUUCAGAAGAGCUUAUGAAUGAUAGUUGCCUUUUAAAUAGCUGUGACAAAGGGGAUAAAAGCUUACAUAUCUGUAUUUAGCCGUGUUUGUAGACUGAGUUUCAUAAAAAUGAAGCUUCAACCUUUGCUUUCAUCCUGUUGAAUUUUCUACUUCCCUUCCCCUUUUGCUGUACACAGUUUUGCAGUUAUGAUGUUGAGUUGAAGAACAGGACCACAUCUUACUGCCUCUGUCAGCUGCUGUUUAAAUUGUUCUGAAAAGUAACCUGAUAGCUAUUUAGCUGAAGUUCUGGGAAACUGGGGGGGAAGAAAGGCUUGUGCCUUCCAUAGGAACCUUUCCUUUUGCACUAAUUAACAGAAUUUCAGUGGGGAAUUGCAUCUUUCUGGAUCAGAAAUCUCCAUCUUAUCUCAGGACUGAGAAAGAUGGAAGCUGUCUGUUUUGGAAUGAAAGAAGGUUUGUUUAAAUUCAGAAAAACCUACCUGCUACAAUUUUCCUACUUCUCAUGGAAGGUGUUUUGUAAUUGAUUUUAAAGACACCUGGUACCAAGGGUGUCUGCAUGCCCUUGUAGAGUUUACAGUACUAAGGAUUUUUAAGUCUGACUGCAUUUUACAGUUGAAUGCUGCAGGUGACUUUUCCAACACAGGGAGAUGGCAGAGAAUGGCAGUUUCUUCAUGGACACUUUACCCAUAUGUACCAGCAACUCAUUUUAUUUCCAUUUCACUGGUUGAACCUUGGGACUUGCUUUUUUUAUUUUUCUCUUGCAAUGAUUGUUUUUUUCCUUUUUUCUAAUUUAUGUUUACUGUAGAGUGAGUUGCCUACAUUGUUUGGAAAGCUCAAGACUAGGUUCUAGUAUUGAAGUUGUUCUUGAUGGAGAAAAAGUUCUUGCAUGACAUUUUUCUGUGUGCUAAUGUAAUAGAAAGAUUUAUGCUAUAAUUCUAAUAAAGAGAAAAGUUAGAGAAGCUGAAUUUAGGAACUCAGGACUCAAGUAACUUGCUUGAAUGAUUUCCAAGAAAUUUUCUGAAUUAAUAUGGCAAUAUUUUAUGAUUUUCGUAAAUGUUUUAUAAUUUGGCAGACAUAAACUUUACAACAUGAGAAGUUUGGUUACUUUGAUUACAGUUUUCAUGGGUUUUUAUUCUCAGAUAUAUGUUCACAUUCCAAAUCCUACUGGAGAAAGACUUGAGACUGCUGUGUAAUGGGCUUGCAACAUUCGUUAUGUAAAACCAAAUUUUAGUAAUUUUUGUGAAUAAAAUUCCUAUUCUCAAUACUCUUUUCCGAUAGUAUGAAUGUCAGUCAGAGAUAAGGCUUUUUUUCACGUGAACCUAAAUAUCCGUUGACAAUUUGCUAUGUACCUUUUGCACUCCACCAAGUGAAUAGUGCCAGCAGUAGCCCAAAAAGAACUGUAAAAAAGUAGAUUAUAUUCACAGGCACAAUGAAAAAGCAGAACUGCCUGCAUCUCGACUUGAAAUUAAAAAGACAUUUAAUGAAACAUAUAAACAUAGGUGUAUAAAUCAACCUUUUAAGAAAACAUGUUCAACAUUUCAGAGCUUGUAAAAUGCCUUGCUUUUGGACGCCCUCUGAUAUUAUAUACAAUAUUCAAACACUAUAUUACAUGCAAAAUUCUAGAUUUACUAAUGACUUUGAAUAUUCUGAAUGACAUCCUUUUAUUUACCUAAAAGGACAUGUUCUGCACAAUAGUUUUGCUUUGCUAUGAGGAGAAAAUUGCAUUAAUUUUGUUUCAUGUUUCAAACCCCCAUGUGUGUGCUGCCAUUUUCUCAUAGGGAUUCUGCCACCCUAGAAGCAAUUGUAUUUGACAAGUCUUAGGGGUCAUAGAAGUACCUAUUCAAACCAAGUAUUUCUGCCAAGUCAUUCAAACCUGUGCUGAUUUCACUGUGUAAUGUGGCAAAGAAUUUAAUGUGAAAAGGGAAGCAAAAAUUCUCCUGGUAAGUGAGUGAAGAGAAACUAGUAUGUCUCAUGGGAUUAGGUCAGAAAACUACUAAAAGCUAGCAUUUGUAGGGCAUCCAUAGCUGCCCAGUGUGUGUGGUUCAUAGUUGGUUUUGCUUAUACUUUGUUGUAGUGCAGAACUUUAGUAUCUCAAAUUAAUUUUAAAGUAAAUUAAUAAUUUUUAUUAAGCAUGAAUGUUUGUUAUGUUAGGAGCGUUUCCUUUGAAUAGAAUGGCCAGAGGUCCUCACAAAAACUUAACUCAUGUAGACUGCUCUCUGUAAGCUGAACCUCAGAUGAAUUCACUGACUCAAAAUAGUGAGAAAAAUAAGAUUAAUAAUGCUGCAUCAGACUUAAGAUCCAUCUAUUCUGUUAUGAUGGCCAUCAAUCCCAGCAUCACCUAGUCUCUUGAAGCACUCGACAGUAGCAUUCCAAAAGAGCACAAAACCAGGUCUGAAUACUCUUUUAGUAUCCACUUAUCUGUGAGCCAGAGUAUUCCUUACACAGCUGUGAUUUUUUUUUCCUAUUUAAUAGCUUUCAGUGUAUUUCUCUUGAUGAAAUACACCAAUCCUUUCAAGAAUUCAUGGAAGUAUGUAAAGACUAUUACCAUCCACAGCAUCGAGUGGUGAAGAGUUAGUAAAUAAAUCUCCUUUCUGGUUUUCAAACCUGGCACCUGCUAGUUUCAUUUGAUGCAAAUAAUAUUUAUAUUGUAAGAUAAAAUGAACCUUUGCUCUUUGCUAUUUUCCCAUAUGGCCUAUGUAGACCUUGCCAUGUUGGUUGUCUCUUUUCUAGAAUAAAGAGAAACUGUGAAUUCAAUUAUUUCUUUCAUGGGAGUAGUCAGUUGCUGUCAUUGCUGUGUAUACCUUUUCAAUUUUACUGUAUCCUUGAGAUGUGGUAUCAAAAGAGUGCGUGUUCUAAAGGUCCUAUGAGCUACUCAGCAGUGUGUUGAUGAGUUUUCUUUAUAAUAAUUAUUUCAGUGUUUGUGGGUUGGUUUCUGGCUAUUAUUUAGCCUUGUACUAACUUUUUCAUAGAAAUAUGAAUUGUAAACCAACUUCACAUCAGUGUCAACUUAAUUCAUCCAAUAAAUCUAUACCACUUGCAGAAUAUUUUAGCUGUAAAGACAUGAUCUUUAAAACAGGUUAUUGAAACCACUGCAAGUCUGGCACUUGCUGUUCCUAUUUUUCUUGGUUUUAUGUCUCUUGAAGAUGUUAAAGGGUAAACUGCUGUAAUGAUUUUCAACAUGAUGCUUUUUAAAUCUCAUUGUUUUUGUGCAUAGAAUACAAGAUAAAAUCUGUAUGGUCAUUUUAUACAGAUGGGCAUCCAGUUAAGGAUUUAUUAGUUCUUGAAGAAGCCACUUUGUAAAUGUGACGAAGAACAAUGUUAUUUUAAAAAGAUUUCCUUGAAGCUACAGUGGCAUAAAAGCAAACUUAAUAAUCAUGAUAAAUCUUGGUGUAUUUUCCUAUUCUCUCAAACUAUGGAAUUGUCUAGUCAGUAAUCACACCUGAAUGUCUUGAGUAAACUUGGAAACUAAGAUAGUUCAUUGUUUCAUAUAUGACUGGUCCAGGAAUUUUUCAGAAAUUUGGUGUCCUUACAGUAUCUUUUACUAGUUCAGUCUCAGCUGAAUUAAGCACAUUAAAUGAAAAUGGUAUGUAAAGGUAAUGUAAAGAAAAUGUAAUUUAUUGCUUAUAAUAUUUUUUGAAAUUGUUUGUUACACAGAAGGUUCAUUAAAAUGUGCAUAAAUAUGAUUUCCAACCUUUUGCAGAUGAAGACAAUGAAGUUCUGAGUUCUCAUAGCAACAUGGAGAAACUGGGAAUAGAAUCCUUGGUCCCCUGACUCCUUCCAGCAUCCCAUCCAUAACUAAAGGUUAGACACCUACCUAGAUUACUGCUUUAUCUUCCCCUAUUCUCACUUUUUACAAUGAAGAAAAUAUUUGGAAAAUGCAAUUAUUUUCAAGAAUGUGAGGAACAUUGACAAAUAGCAUUUAUAAAAAUUAAAUAGCAUAGAGAAGUAAGAUAGUAAAGAAACAAUUGUGAUUUUUUGAUUGUCUUCAGGCUUUAGAACUUUGCUUUUCAAUGCCGAUGUCAUAAAAAGAAGACAAUACACUUAUUUAACUAGUUGUUCGUAUUUAUUCCAUCUCAAGUAUAAAUACACAAGAAUGAAUAAAUAAGGAUAAAAUCAGACUAUUUUGGCUGUCAAUUGGUCAUUGCCAUGUGGUACCAAUACAUACAUUGAGAGCUGCCUUCAUAACUUGCUGCUAUUUAUGGAAUCAUUGCUCAUUCUUUUUUUAAUCACAUGCAGCAGUGAAAUUGAAUAACAGAGGAAUUAGUGACUGGGUAUUACUAUGUAGUCACAGGGUGUCUUCCUUAUAAUAAAGGAAGAGUAGUAUCAUGAUGGAUUCCAUUUACACAAUAUAAAAAUCUGGUAUUUUUAGUAUUAUAAUAAUUUUUUACUACUGAGAAGGAGGAAUUGCAUGUAUGUAUAUUUAAAGAACAUUUACAAUUCAUAUUAGCAACACACCAAUACUAAAAUUGCAGUAGUUUGUUUGAGGCUUGUCUGGACAGUAUUCUACAGUUCAACUAUGUUAUGCCUUCAAAAUAUUGUUCUUGCCAGUAGAAUGCUUUUUCCAAUAUGAUCAUAGAAGAACAAAAAGUGGGACAGGCCUAUCUGAAGUAUUUCCCUCCUCCAUGGCCUAAGAAAUUAAUGGAAAACCAAUAUGUUUUUUAAAAGAGAGCCCAUGUCUGAAAGUGAAUUUCUUACUUAGGCACAUGAAAUGCAAGUGAUGUGGCUGGUGCAGCGGACCUGUCCUUGUAUUAGCUGCAGCUUGGACUAGGUGUUUCACUUACUGUAGUGGCCAGUAGGCAAUGCUUAGUGGAAAGAAUUAAGAAAUAGAUCAAGUAUGAGUUAAUUUUCCCAGUAUGUAUACACAGCGUCAACAAUAAUUCCAGGAAAAUUGUGUGAAAUCAGCCUGAGAUUGUCUGUGACGUGAAAGGGCAGAUUUUGCAGUCAAAGAAUCAGGUACUGCAAAAACAUGAGCAGUAAUUCAGAGAGGCAGAGCAGCAAUAACAGUGAUAUAAAAGCAUAAAACUGCUUAUCCAUUAUAAGGAGCAGUGCAUGAAUUGUGUUCAAUGGCAGAAGGUUUGAAUGAGGAGUUGACUGAAGUUGUUAAUGGGGCCAAAAUCCAAGAAGUGAAGAUCGUGUGGGCUGCAUAAGCUGAGAAUUAUGAAUGUCAGAAAGACAAGCUCCUUAAAUCUGUGUUGAUACCAAAAAUGUUCAGGUUGAGUUUCCUGGAGAUAGAGAAAUAGGAGUAAUUUAUAACAAGAUAGACACCUGGCACCUUUUAAUCCUUGCAAGGAUUUCUGUACAGGAUAUUAAUGUCAGGGAAUAGUCACACUUAUCAUAUGAUUUUUUUGUUUUAAUGCAAAUCCUGAAGCAGUUCUAAGGUUUUUCCUUUUUAUAGCUUCCAGCUAACCAUCCUGAAAUUCCUCCUGCAAACAACUGCAGAAUCAAAUCUAGCACUGAACCAUGUCUAAAAAGGGCCACACUUUUGCUCCAGAGUGUCAGAAGCAAUAAGUUACUUGAGGUGUACAUGGUGCUAUGGAGAAAUAGAAAUCAAUUACUUUUGCCAAUGUGAGUGGGAAAGGACAAAUUGAUAGAACUUGGAAGAUGACACCUUUUCCUUAAGACACUAAUUUUCAACAAAAAUGAGUCAGAUCUCUCCCCUUAUAGCUACAAGAUGAUGGUAAGGUAAAUGAAAAGAAGAACUGUGAAGAAGGAAGGCUGCUUUUCUGUAUAUGCAGAGAACACAGCAAAUGUGCAGCAGAGAAUUCUGUUUCUCCCAUCCAGAGAUGGAAGCUAGUGGAGUUGAAAAAACUUCACAAAAUUAGUAUUGAAAGACUCAAGUAUUUAUAUUAGGCCAUCACUCUCUUUUUGUAUUGAUUUUAACUUGUGUGAUGUAGCUCUCAGGAAAGGAGCAAAUAAUGCUUGUGGUCCAAACAUCUAAUUGAGGCUGUGCUAAAAUGGUUUGGAAAUGUGAAGGCACAUAUGCUGCUUAAGCAUUGUUCAGAUUUUCACCCAUGUUAAUCCACCAAGACUGGAGUUUGCAGCUAUGCCAUGUGAAGAGCUUUCUGGGGAAACAAGAGGAGGCAGUAACUGUGACAUUUAAUGUCAUUAGUGUUGUCACAAUGGAUUAUAAAUUCUGUCCUUUUUUCUCUUGUUAAAUAUGGCCCAGUAGUCUCUGGUUAUUUUUUUGAUGAAUAAAUGUCAUAGAAUGGCAGAAGCAGAGAAUGGGUUAGGUUGGAAGGCACCGCAGCAGAUCACGUCAUCCAAUCUCCCUGCUCAAGCAGGAUCAUCCCAGAGCACAUUGUACAGGAUUCCUCCAGAUGGUGCUUGAAUAUUUCCAGUGAGGGAGACUCCACAACCUCUCUGGGCAAUCUGCUCCACUGUGAGAGUUGCGAUCCAGUGGGAUUUGAGAGAUGGUUCAUGAUGGAUGAGGAUAAGAUGGAUGAGCCUUUCUUCUUCAUAUUGCUGUGAGCACAAGGCAGUUCGGAACACCACUACCCCCAAAAAUGUAGUCUUUUGUGUUGGCACAAGAGUAAAAUCUACAUGGACAAAACAUCUAGAAGAGCUAGAUUUUGGCAGCAAGGGAAGCAUUCUGUUCAUUAGAAAUCUAAGGCUGCUGCCUUUGAGUCAAAUACUUUUUGUGUAAAAGAAGUAAUGUAAAAAUUUGAGGUUGGAUGCAAAAUAUGGAGAGUUAAUUCCAAAAAGUGCACAAGUGCUGGAUUUUAGCUGGCAGCAUAUAAGGGAUGUUUAGAUAAUACCGGUAGAUAGCUUUUUAAACUUUGUAUUGCUGCUAGUUUGCCUCUAUUACUGCAUGUGAAGUUCAGCGCAGACCCAUGUCCAAAAGACAACACUGGAAAUUUUCAAGCACUUUUCAGUUCUAAUGGGCAGUAAAAUAUGUUUAAUGAAAUGGCACGAACACACAACAACCUUUCAGCCUUGUUGCACAGUUUAGUACAUAGUCAACAGAGCAUAAAUGCUACUUCUCAAAGACAAAGAAAUUCAUUAACAUUUUUCCUUCACAUAAGAAGUGAAGUUUGCUUUUAAAGGCAAAAAAUGUACUCUUAUGUCGUGUGAGUACGUGGACAUAACACCAACAUAGUAAUGGAUAUUCUACCAAUAUUAGACAUCAAAAUGUAUCAAAAUAUAUCACUGAAAAAUUACAAGCAAUAUGGCUAAUACUAAUACAGUACUUAGGGCCAAGAUAAUAUAUACAUACAUCCCCAGCUGUAGUAGAAGUCGAAGGACAUUGCUGAGGUGAAUGUCACUGGGUUCUCCUAGCAACCAGCCCGAAAUGCUAGUCAUUUACACUAGACUAGUGACACUCUAAAAAAGCAAGCACUUCCUAAGGAAGGUUCAUGGUACUUUCUUUUAUGAUAACUUUCUGACAUGUAUAGACUAUACCCUUUGACUCUUUGCUCAAGAAGGUGUUUUGCUGCGUGGUGCAGUGUGCCAGGAAGAUUGAACUCCUGGGACUUGCUGCAUUUUACCUUUGCUCAAUAUCUUUGAAGGCUAUGUUAAGGCUUGUAACUGCAUUAGAAAGUAGAUGCUCCGACAGGAUCAUACCAGGAAUCCAAACACAGACAGUGUAACUGCUAUUGCCAUUCUAAUUUACUAAUCUGACCAAAACACACUAUAUUAGUAAGGGGUCUGUUUUUGAAGUGUUUCUGCAUCUGUGUUAGGGUUCUAUGCAUAGCUAUGGAGAAGUUCCUAAGAUUCUCUUCUGCAGAUAAACUGUAAUAACAGUGUGUCUGCUGCUCUGGUAGUGCAGAUUAGCGGCAAGCAGAGCAUCAUUCUCCAGCUAUGACCAGCCACCUCUUCAUCAGCAUUCUGGGGAAAAACUCAAAUUGCCUAUGAAUUUCUUCAUUAGCUUUUUUUGAUGGAAGAAAAUGAAGCACAAAUAUCAUGUUUGUUCAAAAUUAUAGUUGUAAUACAAGGCAUCUGAUAGCAGCCUGAUUGCAAAGAGGGUAAAAACCAGAGGAACAGAAGGUCUUUGACUUUCAUAUCCUCUCUAUUACAUACAUGACCAAACUAAAGAAGUUGUGAAUCUAAAUUUUGGUGACCAGUUGCUGGGGUCGUAUAACUGUCUAAUCUGAAAGACUUUCCAGGAAGGUUGAACACUCACCCUAUACCAUGUUCUCCAUGUACAGUAGUUAAAACACUUCUGUGCAUUUCUCUUUAAAGGAGCAGAUGUCCUGGAAUGUUUUAACUAGUCUUUGGUAAAGUGCAGUGUUAUUGAGUGCAGUACAGAAAGUACCAGUUCUUGCACCAUGCAACUUUGGCAAUUACAGGUCUCUUGUUUUCAAGGUCUGACCUGUCUUGCAUCAGUGUUUCUUUGUUUUAAUGGGUCAGCAGCCAGACUCUGGCAUGUACCAUCACUGGGUAUAGAGCCAGAUUUGAAAAAUGGAAUUUAGAAUCGCAUUCAGCAUGAGUAAUGAAGUUUACAACUAUUUGAGUGCUCUGUGAAGCUCUAGUUCAUGCUGUUAUUUUAAUGCACUAAAAUCUGAGACCACUGUCUGACUGUGUCUAUAAAGUAAAAAUACUACUUUCACCAGGAGAAAAAAGGAGACGACUUUCUGAAAACUAAGGAUAUGUUUCCAAGAGGGCUUAUCUAUCCUUUAAGUAUCUAUAAAUUCAGCUCAAAGUUUAAUUGUUCCACUUCUGGCUGCUGAAGAGUUUUAACAAUUUAGCCUGACAUAGUCCCACAAACAAAUUAAUAUUUCUACUUCAUCAGUGUUAACUUCUUCAUGAGCUUUUGCAACAUCUGGUAAUAUUUUAAUUCUGACACUACUAAAAAUGUGUGCAAUCAAGUAAAGCUUUUUGAACUCUAAGCACUUCUUCAUAGUAAAUAAUCUCUAUUAUUUUUUAAUUGAUUUUUUUCUCCGACAUGAGAAAAUGACUGCAUAUGUCAGUUCUAUUCCACUGUAGUGCUACAGUCUUUUGAAAGGAAGCUGCCGUAGAGUAGAGAAAUGCUGAGUGCUGAGCUGCUAAAGAUAUCAGCACCAAGCUUCAGCUUACCAGUCCUGCAAGAAAAUUAGUCGGCCAUUGCGUUCGACAUCUCUAGUGCUUACUAGCUGUAAGAGGACAUUUUUUAUGUUUUCCUGUGCAUUCUUCUUCCUGUUGCUAAAUAAUUCCACAUUUUUUUCCUGACAGGUGGAUAUUGGAAAUGACACAGGUAAGCAGCUUUUUAGGUUAAAAUUCAAAAAUACGUCUCUAAGUUUUUAAAUAAAUAUAUAAACUAAGUUUGUAAGAACAUGUGGAUGGAUUAUAACCUUUUACAGCAACUACUGAUAUUUAUUACCUUCCAACAAUUUUAACUAAUCUAUAUAAACAUUUUUAUUACAGAAGAAACAUUUCAAAAAACCCAUCUUUAUUAUUUGUCAGCAUAAAUGGAGUUUAUGUUAGGCAAGUAAACUGUGCCUUGUGUUGAAAACUUACUUAGUUCUUGUAUUUCAUGACAAAGAACUAGAUUCUUUACUAAUAGCAGUUAAUAAUUGCUUUAUGAAAUCAGUUUUCUUCUGUAACUACUUUUGAUUUUAAUUAAUGUUGUACCAUUCUAGCUGCCUCCUGUGAGAUAUUAGGCCUUGUGUAUAAAUGUACUGAUCUGCAUAUAAUCUUAAGUAAUAAUCUGGCAAGCAAGCAAUAACAAAAAGGCUGAGUAAACAGUAACUAUCAAAAGUAUGUAGCCGUUUAUGCAUAUCAAAAUCCUUAGUUUUUUAUUACUGCUAGUGUUCUGCCAAACUUGGGAAAUUAACAUCUAGGAGUCUGCUGUAUUCUGUAUUCUUCAAGAAACAUGUUUUUUGUGCAUUUUCUUAUAUAGUUUCAUUGUAUUAGAAAGAAAUUACAUGUAAGUCUUUAAAUUUACAAAGUUCUUUUGCACUCUCUCACAUGACUGCCACAAGGAAAUUAAAGAUGAUGUUAUUAUAUCCAUUGCAGUAUGAAAUAAUAUGGACUCCAAGUUGCCUAGAUUGAUUAUGUUUUAUAAGGAAUUAAUUCAUUACAGGUACAUAAACAAGUGAUGUGAGGUUAAAGUGUAUUGUAAAACAUAGUCACUUUUUGGAAGUAGAUUUUAAAACUGCUGGUGAGGAAAACAGUUUGUAAGAGGACAUGUAGUCAAAUGGUUUGGUUCGUUUUGUGACAGAUUCUUUUACAUUACAUUCUAAGGAGUAGUUGUUUGAAGUUUUUUGGUUUUGUUUUUUGGUGGGUUUUUUGUGUGUGUGUCUGUUGUUGUUUUGUUUUUUUGGGGCUUUUUGUUAUUUUUUUAAAGAAAGGGAAAGAUGAAGACAAAGGUGCUGUCACUUUUUACUCUGAUUGAUACUGAAUAGUAUGUCACUACAGAUCUAUGUAGAUGUGUGAAGGAUUCAAGAUGACCAGACCAUAAUGUAUUAAUCUGAUUGCAAGAAGUGAAAAGCUUUAAACAAAAGCACAUUCAGAUUUAUUAAGGCAUUUCAAGGACCAGUUGUGUAAAUUAGGCAGGAAUAGUUUUCAGCAACUGCUAAUGAAGACAUGUUUUUUUCUUUUAUAUGAUUGUAGCUUUAAGGAAGUUAAGCAUAUACAGGAAAUAAAGAGUGAGCAUGAGUAAAUGGAAUCAGUAUGUUUAUGGUUUCAAAUUUCAAGUUGUCAUGGUGAAUAAGGCGGUGGUGACUGAUCUACAGCAAUUUUGUCAUAAGCUGGUGGAGCAUCAGGUACCUAUGGUAAGGAAAAUGGGUGUGAAAGAUCAAAAAAAAAUCACAAUUGAAUUACAAGGAAAAUGACAAGAAAAUGACAUUAAACACACAGCAAGCUAUUUACCACCAUAUUUGAUACAGUUCUAUGACUUCAAGAAGCCAAGCUCAUUCAUUGAGUCUAUUUUUUAACGUUACUUUUUGGUAGUAUGUUUUCUGGUUUUGCAUCAGAUUCACUUUAUUGCCAUUGCUCAUCCAAAGAGAGAAUUUUCGAUGUUAAAAAGGCAGGAAUAAUUUUUUUUAUAUAUGGGAUGGUUUUAUAUUGAUAAUUCAGACAAAUAUUGAAGGUUUUAAGAGUCUUGAUGCAGACAUAUUGUUGUAUUUCUAGUGGUAAAAAUUUGAACAGCUUAUUUUAAAUGUUUGAGAUUAGCCUCUUCUCAAUUCUAAAGCAAUUUAAACACACCCAUUUAUAUAUACUUAUCACUUAAUUUGCCUUUUUGAAAAUUGAAAGUUUAAAUAUAACCAUCUUUUUGUAAUGAUUAGAAGAGCUAACACAUUGAAGUUUUAUAGUAUUCUCUGAUAAUGCUUAUCAGAGUAUAGUGUGUACAGACACAAUUUAUUUGUUGUUUGUCUGAAUGGCAGAAAAUCAGUUAGGGACAUGUUUGGGGUUUUGGGGUAUAUUUCAGCAUUCAGGUGUUGCAUCAUUCUAAUAGAUUGCGAAAUGAUCAUACAACUUAAGAAUAAAUAUAAAUUGAAGAAAAUAACUUUAAA
Molecule: messenger RNA, 19209 nt
Organism: Camarhynchus parvulus
Lineage: Eukaryota; Metazoa; Chordata; Aves; Passeriformes; Thraupidae
Gene: BRD10
Product: KIAA2026 ortholog
Exons: 9
Coding region: 27-6314 (2095 amino acids)
Molecular function (GO): protein binding
Source: RefSeq, a predicted model, not a curated record